Molecule: messenger RNA, 876 nt
Organism: Blepharisma stoltei
Lineage: Eukaryota; Ciliophora; Heterotrichea; Heterotrichida; Blepharismidae
Source: the annotation of a GenBank genome assembly
AUGCCUAAGGUUGAAUUUCAGAAGCCAGAAGGAUUUUACGAAAAUGUUGAAGCCUUUUUAUACGCUGUAGAUAUCACUGAGCCUUUUAUCCUUGCAAUUUUUGCUUCCCAUCUAUUCUUUUUCUUACUCAUUAUUCUAUUCAGAAAAAAUAGCAGAAUCAUUAUGUUUAUUUUUGUCUUUCUUUUAGGCCUCUGCUAUAUCUUGGAAACCAUUAACACAUAUCUUAAUUAGAACUGAUUUUUAAAAAAUGGCGAGCUGAGUAUAAGUGUCCAGUCAGUUGAUCCCCCAGUAAGUGGCAUUAUUUUAGGAAGUCCGGGGUGGGGUUUGCCUAAACCUUUGGCAGACUUCUCCUCGGUCCACAGACGAGAAAACUGAAGACACAGUCUUAGCUUUAUACUUCUGGGAAGCAAUAUUUUUAUCUGAAUAAGUCGUGGUAGUUCAAAGGAAGCUUUGGAUAGUGAUUCAUACCCGAGCUCUACCAUGGGUUUAGAAAAUUUAUGGCCAUGGAGUCAAGACUCAAACAAGGUCGGGUGAUUCUACCCAAGAAGCUGUUGAAGUCACUAUUUUUUGGUGACAUCAACACGAAAAAGGCUUUAUGUGUGGCUGCGGUGCAUUAGGUCAACCUUAGUCCAAAGCCAGUGAAGGACGGGCAGGGCUGAAAUAAUUCUCAACGACUCACUGCAAUUUAUCUAAUCUAAUCAGAACUGGCAAUCUCUUGUAAAGCAAAACUAUUUCGACAAAAGCGGGCUCUUUGUGUGCAUCAUGAUUGGAAUUCCAUGCUUAGUCAACAGCUGUUUAAUAGUAGUGAUUUCUAUAUGCUCAACAAUAUCCUCUCUCACAGAAUUUGUCAAGCUAAAAAAACAGAAAAAAGAAUAA